Molecule: messenger RNA, 6235 nt
Organism: Coregonus clupeaformis (lake whitefish)
Lineage: Eukaryota; Metazoa; Chordata; Actinopteri; Salmoniformes; Salmonidae
Product: F-box/LRR-repeat protein 2
Exons: 14
Coding region: 640-1938 (432 amino acids)
Biological process (GO): SCF-dependent proteasomal ubiquitin-dependent protein catabolic process
Cellular component (GO): SCF ubiquitin ligase complex
Molecular function (GO): protein binding
Source: RefSeq, a predicted model, not a curated record
GAACCGGCCAGUGCCCCUGUGACAGUUCGGUGAUAUACCUGGCCGUUAACGGACCGUGAGCUAUUUCGGUGUCGCGUGGCUGAACAUCUCCAAUUCGAACUCCUAUGCAAACUCGCUAUCAAAACAAAUCGGACACGCGUGCUUUUCCCGCAGAAAUGACGUCACCGCCACAGCCCUCCCCUUCCCUGUCCACCGUAGGCAACAACUACUAGAAUAACAGAAAUAACUGAUAAAAUAUUUUUGGAUAAUGUUUUUCAAAAUGUUUGACGUUUCAAACCGCUCGAGCAGGAGGGAGGGAUAUUGAGGCCAGCAGAUUAGCGCUGUGAGCUGUCUGAGAGGCGGAUGUGAGGUCACCAGGAGCGCGUCCAUGUUAUUAUUGUUAUUUCGGUAGCUGGCAGUGUGAUGAGACGGAUUGGAGAGCCGUCGGGCUCAAAGACUAGGUUAAUGCUCUUCCAGGCCGCCCCGGACUAAACAGCCACCCCGGAGAAAGGAGCCCUGUCGCCGGCAGGGGAGAGCACCCAGCACAGGCUCCUCCGACCAGCAGCCCUCCGAACGACAUAGGCGACAAAAACAAUACGGUAUUCGCUAAACCCAACGCUAGCCCCAUAAGUGUUGUGUGCGGUAACACCCUCCGCAGAUAUGAACGGCAUCACCAAGGGAAGGUUCGAGGUGUUCUCCAACAGUGAUGAAGCUCCCAUUAACAAGAAGCUUCCCAAAGAGCUGCUGCUCAGAAUCUUCUCCAAUCUGGAUGUGAUCACAUUGUGCAGGUGUGCCCAGGUGUCCAAGGCGUGGAAUGUCCUGGCCUUGGAUGGUAGUAACUGGCAGAAGAUUGACCUGUUCAACUUCCAGACAGACAUAGAGGGUAGAGUAGUGGAGAACAUCUCCAAGCGAUGUGGAGGCUUCCUAAGGCAGCUGAGUUUGAGGGGAUGUCUCAGUGUGGGAGACGCAUCCAUGAAGACGUUUUCCCAGAACUGCCGUAACAUUGAGGUGUUGAACCUGAACGGCUGCACUAAGAUCACAGACAGCACCUGCCUCAGCCUCUCCAAGUUCUGCUGCAAACUCCGACAGCUGGACCUCACCUCCUGUGUGUCUGUUACCAACCACUCCCUCAAAGCUCUCAGUGAUGGCUGUAGUAUUUUGGAGACAUUGAACCUGUCGUGGUGUGACCAAAUCACCAGAGAUGGCAUCGAGGCUCUGGCCAGGGGCUGUAACAGCCUACGAGGCCUGUUCCUACGUGGCUGCACACAGUUGGAGGACGGAGCACUGAAACACCUCCAGAAACACUGUCCUGAACUAACCACUAUCAACAUGCAGUCCUGCUCACAGAUAACUGAUGAUGGCUUGGUCACUCUGUGUCGGGGUUGUCACAAGCUGCAGAUCCUGUGUGUCUCUGGCUGCAGUAACAUUACAGACGCCUCUCUCACCGCUCUGGGUCUCAACUGCCCCCGACUCAAGAUCUUGGAGGCUGCACGAUGUUCACAUGUUACAGAUGCUGGGUUUACUGUACUGGCCAGGAAUUGUCACGAAAUGGAAAAAAUGGAUUUAGAAGAAUGCAUUUUGGUGACUGACAACACUCUAGUCCAGCUCGCUAUUCACUGCCCUCACCUGCAAGCACUGUCUCUCUCCCACUGUGAGCUGAUAACUGACGAUGGUAUCAGGGCGCUGAGCAGCAGUGUGUGUGGACAGGAGCGCCUCACGGUGGUGGAGUUGGAUAACUGCCCUCUGAUCACAGACGGGACUCUGGAGCACCUGAAGAACUGCCACCGUCUGGAGAGGAUAGAACUCUACGACUGCCAGCAGGUCACCAGGGCCGGCAUCAAACGCAUACGGGCCCAUCUGCCAGAGAUAAAAGUCCACGCCUACUUUGCCCCGGUGACGCCGCCUCCCUUGGUGCACGGCGGUGGCCAUAGGCUGUGUCGCUGCUGCAUCAUCCUCUGACAGUGGAGGGCCAGGGGGGGGCAACUCUGCCUACAGGUCCUACUGCUGUGACCCCCCCCCCUCACUACUGGUCACUACUGAUCUCUGAUUAAUACCCUGGACAUGGACCCCCCAUCACUACUGGUCACUACUGAUCUCUGAUUAAUACCCUGGACAUGGACCCCCCGUCACUACUGGUCACUACUGAUCUCUGAUUAAUACCCUGGACAUGGACCCCCCAUCACUACUGGUCACUACUGAUCUCUGAUUAAUACCCUGGACAUGGACCCCACAUCACUACUGGUCACUACUGAUCUCUGAUUAAUACCCUGGACAUGGACCCCCCAUCACUACUGGUCACUACUGAUCUCUGAUUAAUACCCUGGACAUGGACCCCCCAUCAAUACUGGUCACUACUGAUCUCUGAUUAAUACCCUGGACAUGGACCCCCCCAUCACUACUGAUUUCGGAUCAAUACCCUGGACAUGGACCCCCCCCAUCACUACUGGUCACUACUGAUCUCUGAUCAAUACCCUGGACAUGGACCCCCCAUCACUACUGGUCACUACUGAUCUCUGAUCAAUAACCUGGACAUGGACCCCCCAUCACUACUGAUCUCUGAUCAAUACCCCGACAUGGACCCCCCCAUCACUACUGUUCACUACUGAUCAAUACCCUGGACAUAGACCCCCCAUCACUACUGGUCACUACUGAUCUCUGAUCAAUACAGACUGAUUGAUCACUACUGAUAAAUUAUUAAUUGGACCCUUUCUGAUCAGCACUGCAGGCUCCUCUCCAACUCUACCCUCCCCUUCCAGACCCCUCCUCUCAAACACUACCCUCCCCUUCCAGACCCCUCCUCUCCAACACUACCCUCUCCUUCCAGACCCCUCCUCUCCAACACUACCCUCCCCUUCCAGACCCCUCCUCUCCAACUCUACCCUCCCCUUCCAGACCCCUCCUGUCCAACUCUACCUUCCCUUUCCAGACCCCUCCUGUCCAACACUACCCUCCCCUUCCAGACCCCUCCUGUCCAACUCUACCCUCCCCUUCCAGACCCCUCCUCUCCAACACUACCCUCCCCUUCCAGACCCCUCCUCUCCAACACUACCCUCCCCUUCCAGACCCCUCCUCUCCAACACUACCCUCCCCUUCCAGACCCCUCCUGUCCAACUCUACCCUCCCCUUUUCAGACCCCUCCUCUCCAACUCUACCCUCCCCUUCCAGACCCCUCCUGUCCAACACUACCCUCCCCUUCCAGACCCCUCCUGUCCAGUACUUGGACUAGUGGAUGAGGGGGGGAUGAUCCUAAAGAGGCAGAGGGCUAAAACCCACAAAAUGGUUGACAGUGUUAUUCCGGAAGGUGGAAUGGUACAGAACGUGCACAUAGAAGUACGUUGUGUAGAACAGAGUUGACGACGAGCGAUGGUAAUCGUGUCAGCUCCAUAUUUUACAUUUCUGUCUGCAACGUUUCCACCGUUUUGCCCUUCUAACCAUACCCUUGGACAACGCAUCACUCUGGGUGGAACUUCAUCUCAACCAAUCACACGCCACCUCUGUGUGACCGGGCUGCGAGUCAACCUGCUGCGACCAAUCGACGUCCAGCUCUGUGGAUGUAAAAAGGGAGAUUCUGGGAAGUGUAGUGAUUCUGGGUUUGAGCAGAGAGGAUUCUGGGAUAGCCCUUUUUGACUCACGCUACGGAGGAGACACCACUAAACUCCACCCAUCCAGAGGCAAACCAGAAGUACAAAACAGGAAGUACAAAACUGAACAUUUUGUUUUUUUUUGUGCACCUGAGAACCUGCCGUUUGAGACUACGUUUUUGUUUGUAAGAGAGUGUUUUGCAAUGAGGGCAAAGAAAAAGAAUUACAAUAUGGCAACUCACCUUCGGAUUGGAGUUGGCCAGUAACAAAUUAUUAUUAUUUUCCCUAUUUUUCAGUGCUUAUUGUAAUUGUCCAUGCUUGUCUAUCCAGAGGGAGAUCAGAUAUGUGUAUCUCUCCUUUUGAAAAUAAUGAAAACAAACUGUUACUGUUGGACAAAAAUGGACUGUCUCUGUCAGAACACAGCAUCUGAUGACAUCAGGUUGGUUUUGUAUGCUACAUCACUGGAACGUGUGUACUCCGGGCCUCCUGUGCAGUGUGUGGCUGUGGAACACACAGGCCUGGUUCCAAACUGACCCUAGCCCCUUGACCACUAAGAAACUCCUGACUCCCCCUCAAUUAAAUGUAACGGAGAGGUUUGAGCCUAAGUGAUGAACAUGUGUCUUUUAGAUUUAAAAAAAAUUCUGGAGCAGUGGAUUCAAGCAACAUGGCGGCAGAUACUUCACACAGUUUACCAGACAGAUACUUUAUACAGUUUACCAGACAGACACUUCACACAGUUUACCAGACAGAUACUUUAUACAGUUUACCAGACAGAUACUUCACACAGUUUACCAGACAGAUACUUCACACAGUUUACCAUACAGAUACUUCACACAGUUUACCAGACAGAUACUUCAUACAGUUUACCAUACAGAUACUUCAUACAGUUUACCAUACAGAUACUUCAUACAGUUUACCAUACAGAUACUUCACACAGUUUACCAGACAGAUACUUCACACAGUUUACCAGACAGAUACUUCACACAGUUUACCAGACAGAUACUUCAUACAGUCUACCAGACAGAUACUUCACACAGUUUACCAGACAGAUACUUCACACAGUUUACCAGACAGAUACUUCACACAGUUUACCAGACAGAUACUUCACACAGUUUACCAUACAGAUACUUCAUACAGUUUACCAUACAGAUACUUCACACAGUUUACCAGACAGAUACUUCAUACAGUUUACCAUACAGAUACUUCACACAGUUUACCAGACAGAUACUUCAUACAGUUUACCAUACAGAUACUUCACACAGUUUACCAUACAGAUACUUCAUACAGUUUACCAGACAGAUACUUCACACAGUUUACCAGACAGAUACUUCACACAGUUUACCAGACAGAUACUUCACACAGUUUACCAGACAGAUACUUCACACAGUUUACCAGACAGAUACUUCACACAGUUUACCUUACAGAUACUUCACACAGUUUACCAGACAGAUACUUCACACAGUUUACCAGACAGAUACUUCACACAGUUUACCGUACAGAUACUUCACACAGUUUACCAGACAGAUACUUCACACAGUUUACCAGACAGACACUUCAUACAGUUUACCAGACAGAUACUUUAUACAGUUUACCAGACAGAUACUUCACACAGUUUACCAGACAGAUACUUCACACAGUUUACCGUACAGAUACUUCAUACAGUUUACCAGACAGAUACUUCACACAGUUUACCAGACAGAUACUUCACACAGUUUACCAUACAGAUACUUCACACAGUUUACCAUACAGAUACUUCAUACAGUUUACCAGACAGAUACUUCAUACAGUUUACCGUACAGAUACUUCACACAGUUUACCAUACAGAUACUUCACACAGUUUACCAGACAGAUACUUCAUACAGUCUACCAGAUGGAGAUUGUGGUCAAGAUAUGGACCGCUAUGUUACUGUUAUCUACCAUGUAAUCUCUUGUGGACAGAUGCGCAUAACAUAACUGGUAUCGUAGCAUCUGUCAACAGACUGUGGGUUGCGACGACUAACGAUGAACUUCGUUCCGGUGCGCAGAUCUCUUUCAUCACUGGUAAUUUGGACAAAUCACGAUUUUGCAGGCGUUAGCAUCUUUCGAAUUUCGGAAGAGUAGGGGAUAUUUGGCCCAUACGCCUCUCCCAUAACUUGCAAAGAGAGGUGGGUGGAGCUCCUAGUUCCGCUUGCGCUCCUCGUUCUAGUAUAUUUUCUAACACAUCUUCCCCCAGAACUUAAUCGAGCAUCUAACGCAAUUGCACAAUAUUUUUCAUUCUGGGUGUCCGAGAUUACAUACCUUGUGCUUUCAGGUGUUUCGGGACUAAGGGAAGGGGUCAGGGCCUGUCUGUGUGUAGUCUUGGACAGACAGAGGCGUGUAGUAUAUAAUAUGGGUGUUUGACUCGGAUGCUGCUGGUUCUAGGCCGUGUUCUAGGCCAUAAAACUGACCGACCUCCAGGGUUGGGGUCAGUUCUUUAUUAAUUCAGUCUUUGAAUUUAAAUGGAAUUGAUCCUAACCCUGCUGACCUCACUGUGUGGCAGUGAUACUAAUGCCUCUCUUUGACAGUUUAUCUAACAGGAGCUUUAUGUUGAAGAAAAUAAAUAAAUAAAUAUAACAAAUAAAUCAAAAUAACUGAUAGUAAACGUGCUCUGACUGGCGCUACAGUGGAAUUUGUUAAAAUAAAUGUUCUGAGCAGCG